AUGGGGACUUCAGCAACUGACGUCUCAACUCGAGUUGAGUCGAAGUCCCCUACUAUACGCUCUAAGAACCCCUCGCCGCCGCGUCAAGACGUCAAGUCCGACUCGACAUCCAAACCCGACGCUGCGUCCAAUGCUGCACUCGCGAAACCUCUCGCGCCCCCUCCUCGACCCGGUCAACAAGGAACCAACACUCCGGACUACUUUGCGCCCCAGCCCGGUGGCUCUCUCAGCCUGGAGCCCAAUCCCUUCGAGCAGUCCUUCGGCGGCGGCGGCGGUCCUGAGACGCCCGGAGGUACUAAGUUGCCCUCGGUCGCUUCAUUGACUUCGCCAUCAUCCCUCUUGCCCGGGACCGGUUCAACGCCCUUCAACUGGGGCGGAGGCUCUCUUCGCACCGGUCCUCUAAGCCCUGCCAUGCUCUCCGGCCCCGCUACCGAUUAUUUUACUGAAGGUCACCUUCGCGGCGGCUUUCCCACUCCUAACGAAUCUUCGUUACGGUCUGGUCUCACACCUGGUGGCAGUGGUUCUAUGUUCCCGGCCCCGAGUCCCAACUCCCAAGCUCUUUUUGCCCAACUCGCCAGCGGCGGUGCCACACCCAACACGCUCGAUUUUCACCGCACUGCUUUGAGUGCGGCCGCUAAACGUGAACAAAUACAACAAAAUCAAUCACAUAACCAACAACAACCCGUGCAACCCCAGCCACAAGCACCUGCACAGCUGCCACCUACAACGCAACCCCAAGAUAUGACCAACGGCAGUACAGUUAAGGUCGAGCCCAAGCCUGCCUCCGGUCCUUUUGAUGGCCACGAUAAUGACGCUGCCAAUGGCCUCUACAUGCUUGCACAAGGCAGAAAUGGACCUCAAGGCCCAAACCCUUCUGUCAACCAGGCUCAACCUGCCGCGGCUAGUGCCCCCAGGGUAAACGGAAACAUGGUCAAGCAUGUGCGCGGCGGUAGUGAGAUCACCAAUGGCUCUGAGGAAAACGACAACACCAAACCCGCACGGGGUAAGGGCAAGAAGGCUCAAGCCAACAAUCGUAGAAAGGCCGAAGAAGCUCCCGCAAAGGCCCCGCCUGCCAAAAAGACCAAGGCUGUCGUUUCGCCCCCUAGCGAACCCUCUGACAUGUCUGAAGAUGACGAUGACGGUGAUUCAGCCGGCAGGACCAAGAUGACGGAUGAGGAGAAGCGCAAAAACUUUUUAGAACGCAAUCGUGUCGCCGCGCUGAAAUGUAGGCAACGCAAAAAGCAAUGGCUUGCGAACCUACAGACCAAGGUUGAGAUGUUUAGCUCGGAGAACGAUGCGUUGACCGCACAGAUCACGCAGCUUCGGGAGGAGGUGGUUAAUCUUAAAACUCUCCUGCUUGCCCACAAGGACUGCCCUGUCACCCAGCAACAGGGUCUUCAGAGCAGCUACAUGCAGCCGGUGAUGGAGGCUUUUCCAAAUCAGAUGAAUCCUUAUGGUAUGACCGGGCCUAUGGCCAAUCAGCAGCAGGUCAUGGCCGGUCAAGGGAUUCCCCGCCGUUUCUCUUAA
Molecule: messenger RNA, 1527 nt
Organism: Beauveria bassiana ARSEF 2860
Lineage: Eukaryota; Fungi; Ascomycota; Sordariomycetes; Hypocreales; Cordycipitaceae
Product: bZIP transcription factor
Exons: 3
Coding region: 1-1527 (508 amino acids)
Biological process (GO): regulation of transcription by RNA polymerase II
Molecular function (GO): DNA-binding transcription factor activity, RNA polymerase II-specific; RNA polymerase II cis-regulatory region sequence-specific DNA binding
Source: RefSeq, a predicted model, not a curated record